Molecule: messenger RNA, 3053 nt
Organism: Phacochoerus africanus (Common warthog)
Lineage: Eukaryota; Metazoa; Chordata; Mammalia; Artiodactyla; Suidae
Gene: KLF7
Product: KLF transcription factor 7
Exons: 7
Coding region: 1302-2210 (302 amino acids)
Biological process (GO): regulation of transcription by RNA polymerase II
Molecular function (GO): RNA polymerase II cis-regulatory region sequence-specific DNA binding; DNA-binding transcription factor activity, RNA polymerase II-specific
Source: RefSeq, a predicted model, not a curated record
CCUUUUAGAGAUGACUUUGUUCUAUUAGUGAGGUGACUUUUGAACCACACCUAAGGAUGAAAUCUGGUUGCCAGUGGAAUUAACUGUGUGGUUAGAGGGUUAGAACUUUCAGCCCCUCUCUCCUGACUCCCCACAUCCAUGGAGGGGAAAGGAGCAGGAGAUUAAGUUCAAUCACCAAUGGCUAACAACUUAAUUACUCACGUCUAUGUAAUAAUGCCACCGUAAAACACUUAAAAGAUGGGAGUGGGGUUCAGAGAGCAGGAUGCCCGGAGAUUCAAGGAGUUGUGGUUAUGGAAGCCAUGGAAUUCCGCACCCUUUCCUCAUACCUUGCCCUGUGCAUCACUUCCAUCUGGCUGUUUCUGAGUUAUAGCCUUUUAUAAUAAACUGGUAAUCUAAGUAAGUAAAAUCUUCCUCCGAGUUCUGUGAACCACUCUAGCAAAUUCAUCAAACCGAAAGAGGGGGUCAUUGGAACUGCCAAUCGAUUGCAUGUCAGUUGGAAGCUCAGGUGACAACUUGGACUUAGAUUGGUGUCUGAAGUUGGGGGUGGGAGCCCCUCACCUGUGACAACACUAUAGAUAGACAACACUAUCUCCAGGUACAUAGGGUCAGAAUUGAGUUGAAUUCUAGAAUGCCAGCUGGUUUGAGAGAAUUACUGAGUGGUGUGGGAAAAACCUCCAUAUAUUGGAAUUGGUGACCAGAAUUAUAGUGACUAUUACACUAAUAUGAUUUCCUAAUUUCAUUUCUCCCUCAAUUCUUUAGGGUCCAGGUUUGCCUGGAACACCGAGAGUCUGGCAUCCCAGGAACUCUCUCAGUCUUGGAUGAACCUGAACAGUGGGUGAUUCUGUAGGUCAGCAUCUGGAAAAUUUCUGCUACUGCUCACAUGGAUUAUUAAAAGACAAAGGAAUUAUGCACCACAGGUCAUAAUGGCACUAAAUGUCCACCAUUCUAAGGUCUGGACAGGACAUUCCUGACAGUGAACUUUUGCUGAAUGUUUGAAUUCUUUACCUUUAUCAUUAAGGGUGAAUUAAGUUUCUCAUCUCUGAAGAAAUACCAAAUUCUGCAAUCAUUCCAGAAGUGGAAGUUCAGCUCUCAGUGCAUUUUGGGGAAGCUUGAACGACACUCACCACUUAAGGUCAAGCAAACAACUGUUCAACCCCAACAACUUGACUGAAACAAAACAAAACAAAAGGGCCACUGGAUGUCUGCCUUCUUGGGGGGUGAGCCAGACAGACUGACAAACAAACAGACCCAACUGUGUUCGGGGGAGGGUUUCUCCUCCCGUUUUGCCCGGCAGCAGCAGCAUGGACGUGUUGGCUAGUUAUAGUAUAUUCCAGGAGCUACAACUUGUCCACGACACCGGCUACUUCUCAGCUUUGCCAUCCCUGGAGGAGACCUGGCAGCAGACAUGCCUUGAAUUGGAACGCUACCUGCAGACGGAGCCCAGGAGGAUCUCGGAGACCUUCGGUGAGGACCUGGACUGUUUCCUCCACGCCUCUCCUCCCCCGUGCAUCGAGGAAAGCUUCCGGCGCUUAGACCCCCUGCUGCUCCCCGUGGAAGCCACCAUCUGUGAGAAGAGCUCGGCAGUGGACAUUUUGCUCUCUCGGGACAAGUUGCUAUCUGAGACCUGCCUCAGCCUCCAGCCAACCAGCUCUUCUCUCGACAGCUACACGGCCGUCAACCAGGCCCAGCUCAACGCAGUGACCUCAUUAACGCCCCCGUCGUCCCCUGAGCUCAGCCGCCAUCUGGUCAAAACCUCACAGACUCUCUCAGCCGUGGAUGGCACAGUGACGUUGAAACUGGUGGCCAAGAAGGCUGCGCUCAGCUCAGUGAAGGUGGGAGGGGUGGCAACAGCAGCGGCAGCCGUGGCGGCAGCUGGGACAGUUAAGAGUGGACAGAGCGACAGCGAACAAGGAGGGGUAGGGGCUGAGGCAUGCCCCGAAAACAAGAAGAGGGUUCACCGCUGUCAGUUUAACGGGUGCCGGAAAGUUUAUACAAAAAGCUCCCACUUAAAGGCCCACCAGAGGACUCACACAGGUGAGAAGCCUUAUAAGUGCUCAUGGGAAGGGUGUGAGUGGCGUUUUGCACGAAGCGAUGAGCUCACAAGGCACUACAGGAAACACACAGGUGCAAAGCCCUUUAAAUGCAACCACUGCGACAGGUGUUUUUCCAGGUCUGACCAUCUUGCCCUCCAUAUGAAGAGACAUAUCUAAGAAAGCUAAAGGCCAGAGUUGCCAUGGCAUCGGCCAUUGUCUGAAGGAAAUGCCGCGAGGCAGGGGCUGGACUUCGAGCGGGGACCCAUUGCCUCGCAGGAGAAAGUUCUCACUGAUAAACCUCUGUGUACACACACGCACACAUGCGCACACACACACACAGUCAUGCACUCAGCUAUAUUUAAAAUAUAUACGUCUAUUCUUUAUGCCUUGCCCUAGCCAGAUGGUCGAAGAUGAAGAAGACGGGAACCCGGUGAACUCAGCAAGGCAGUCUGGCUGCUUACUUCAGCACUAUUGGAAUUAUUUCCCGCUGUUGCCAAUGGAAAUCAAAGAAAAUGGCUGUGACGUCUCUGCAGGUGGACGGCAGUAAGAGGGGCUCAUUUAACUUGCUUCUCAGUGCAACUUGAUAGGAGAAUACAACGUCUUAAAGUUGCAUAUGUGUAGCACUAAUGUUUCUUUUUAAAUAGUUGGGGGAAAAUGACCUAGAAAACCAAAUUGCAGUUUGGUAGCCAAAAUUAACUCUUGGUUUAUUUGUCCUUUGUGUGUGAAAAGUCCUACUAUUCCGUGCGUCCGACUUCCUCACAGAACUGUUGAUCAGUUUUGGUUCUUCUUAGUACUAUUGAGAUCUUUCCAGUCGAUACCAACGGCCUUAGCGGCGGCAGACUCUGGAAUAACACCUUACACCUUUCUGGCCUGCAUUUCUCUAGACUUCACUCUCCAGGGAGGAGUUUUCUUUUCUUACUUUUUGACUCUUGCACACCAUAUGCACUAGGGAUUCUGGAAACUUCUAGCAUGACUGCAAAGUGGCCAAGAGAAUAAAGUCCUUGAUGAUAAAUCACAGUA